AUGCCUUGCGAGAAAAUAGUGGAAACCACAAUCAGGGAUGGGGAGGAUUUGGGCUUUGGGUCUGACUCAUCAGAUAUUGAAGAGGCACCAUCAGAUUAUUCAGAAGAGUUUUGCACAUGGGAGGUAUUUGGAGAUACUGACAUUCUUGAGGCAACUGCCGCAGUGGCUGAAGCUCCUAGGACUGCCAGAAAUGAUUGGGUGCCUUUUACCAGUCAGGAGGAUUUCAUGGCCUGCCUCAUGAGUGGAUAUCUGCGUAAAAUGCUAUCACGUGUCACCUACCUGCUCCUGAGGUUGAUAUUGGCAAUGAAGAAUUUAAUCCUUCCUCAUUGGGACUCAGUCAGGCGAACUAAGGAAAGGAUUCGAAGAAUGCUUGGUUUGACAACAAUUGAAACUCUCAGUGUGUGGGAUAACAAGUUGUUCACCAUUAGUCUCAAGGUAAUAUUGGCUAAUGAAUUGCUCAACCCACAGGUCACCAGACACUUGGAGUACUGUCCACAUGACCCAACUGGAACUCAAAUUGGAAGCCUUUAUCAGUGUUUCAAGUGGAGAGAAGAUCUAUCCAGGGAACUCAGGGCAAACGGAUCACUUUAUGCUAAAUGCUGUACCCCCCAAUACAAGGACUCAGAAUCAGGCAAGGGAUUCAAGAUAGUCAUUCCUGGCCGAGGGAUAAAAUUCAGUGAUCAUUCCCUCACAACUGUGGAUAUCAAAGAAUUUGAUGAAAUGUACUCGGAAUUGUAUCUGGAUGACAAUACAAGUUUGGAUGACACGUGUGGAGGAAGACUUUUUGAAUUAGUAAAUGGUGACAAAGUGGAAGUGGCACUUCCCAAUCCAUGGAGGCAGAAAGCAAAUGGGAAAAUCAUAUGUCAUGUACUAAUUACCCUGUACUCUGACAAUACCUCCGGGAAUAGCUCCAAACAAUGGAAUAAACAUAUCUCAUUCUAUUUCACCUUAGCUGGACUGCAUCCACACCUGACAAAUCAGGAAUAUCAUUGUCACUUCCUGGGUACCUCCAAUGUGGCUGGUGUUCUUGAAUUGGCGGAGCCCAUAGUUGAAGAGAUGAAUGAUUUGGCUACAGAUGGUCAUUUUGCUUAUGAUAGCCACCUCAAACAGGAUGUACUCAUCAUGAGUGUGAUAAUGGCAGACUCUCCAAUGCAUGCGGAGAUAACCAGCACCCCCCCUCCCCGCAAACGCCAACAGCCCAUGUCGGGAUUAUCAGAUGGCAUGCGUCAGUUACGUAUGUUCAUUCUUCAUAGACAUCCUUAG
This is a messenger RNA of Puccinia graminis f. sp. tritici CRL 75-36-700-3, 1263 nucleotides long. RefSeq lists its product as uncharacterized. The transcript is spliced from 7 exons. The coding region runs from base 1 to 1263 and encodes 420 amino acids. NCBI's taxonomy places the organism in Eukaryota, Fungi, Basidiomycota, Pucciniomycetes, Pucciniales, Pucciniaceae. The record is from RefSeq and is a predicted model, not a curated record.